GGAGCCUGGGAGGGAGCGUUUCGCCAAAACUGAGUCGCAUCAUGACGUCACGGUCGGCGCCUCCGCCAUCUUAGUUAUGGGCAGAGAGGCGGCAACUUUGGAAGUGUAGCGUGGGUGCGGUUGUCUUAAUGCAGAGACGCAGCUGGCGUGGGCUCUUGGUGAGCCUGGCCGUAGCGGCUGCGGCCGUGAUAACAGCACGGCUGAUGGGCUGGUGUGGUUCUUCCGCUGGCUUUCGCCUUUUCAUACCCGAGGAACUGUCGCGCUAUCGCGGCGGCCCGGGAGACCCGGGCCUCUACUUGGCGUUGCUCGGCCGCGUCUACGACGUGUCCUCUGGCCGGAGACACUACGAGCCCGGGGCCCACUAUAGCGGCUUCGCAGGCCGAGAUGCAUCCAGAGCAUUUGUGACUGGAGACUACUCUGAAGCAGGCCUGGUGGAUGAUGUAGCUGAUUUGUCCUUCUCUGAGAUGCUGACCCUUCAAAACUGGCUGUCAUUUUAUGAGAAGAACUACGUAUUUGUUGGAAGGGUGAUAGGAAGGUUCUACGGAGAGGAUGGGCUGCCCACCCCGGAGCUGACCCGCGUUGAAGCCGCGAUGGCCAAGGGCUUAGAGGCUGAUAAACAGGCCCAGCGAGAGAAGCAGAAGUUCCCCCCAUGCAAUGCUGAGUGGAGCGCCGCCAAGGGCAGCCGGCUCUGGUGUUCGCAGAAGAGUGGAGGUGUAAGCAGAGACUGGAUUGGCGUCCCCAGGAAGCUGUAUAAGCCUGGGUCCAAGGAGCCCCGCUGCGUGUGUGUGAGAACAACUGGCCCCCCUAGUGACCAGACGCUGGACAAGCCCAUACACAGAAACCGUGGGGACCUGGAUGACCCCAGCUUGGGAGAAUACCCAGGCUGCCCGCCUCUGGCAGCCACAUGCUCUUUUCCUCUCUAAGCUGGAGCCCCAUUCAUUGAUAACAAAGAGAACGCUGUGUGGAACUCGUAGGCCCUGAUACUCACGUGCCAUCGGUGUCUCCUGGCAUGAAACAGGGAGCCUGGGCUCCAGGACUCUGGCUGCACCAUGCAGAUGCACUUCACUAUGGGUUCCUCAUUCUGCCGAGGUGAAAGCUGGGCGGCCGAUACCAGGUUCUCGGCAGCCUGUUCUGCUGCUGUUCUCCUGUGGCCAUUUACAUCUUUCUUCUGCACCUUCAGAUAUUAAUAGGCACAAAUACGACCUCCUCAGAAAUAACUAGACGACAAGGAAGUCUCUGAGCUCUAGCUGCUUCCUUCCCAGGCCUGGACCAGCAGCCAGUCUGAGCGCCCCCCAUAGCCCAACCUGUCAGGGGAUCUGGAGCAGUGGUAGGAAGGGACUGCAGCUCUCAGCACAGAAAAACACAUCACAAGGAGCUGUGUGUAUUAACAGCACCAGGUAACUGUCCCCAAGUCCCCACCAAGUUUGUGAUACCCGACUUCUACAACUUGUUUUUCUAAGACCUCAACCCUAAGGCAACCUUGAGUUUACAGUCCAGUGCCCAGUGAUUACAGCUGGCAUUACUGAGUGGUAAUAAUAAAAUGAGAAAGACCAUUCUGGAAAUGGAAA
Molecule: messenger RNA, 1568 nt
Organism: Chinchilla lanigera (long-tailed chinchilla)
Lineage: Eukaryota; Metazoa; Chordata; Mammalia; Rodentia; Chinchillidae
Product: neuferricin
Exons: 4
Coding region: 129-923 (264 amino acids)
Cellular component (GO): endomembrane system; membrane
Source: RefSeq, a predicted model, not a curated record